Messenger RNA from Venustampulla echinocandica, 1338 nucleotides. RefSeq lists its product as uncharacterized. The record is from RefSeq and is a predicted model, not a curated record. The coding region runs from base 1 to 1338 and encodes 445 amino acids. Lineage: Eukaryota; Fungi; Ascomycota; Leotiomycetes; Helotiales; Pleuroascaceae. The transcript is spliced from 2 exons.
AUGCCACCCAAAACCAAGCGUACACCCGCGGCCGCAAACGCCGACGUUCAGGAGCCUAAGCCCAAACGACAACAGAAGGCAAAAGCCCCAGCUCAAAAGGAUGCCAAAACUCCGAAACCCACCAGGGUGAAGUCUUUAGCUGCGAAAGCCGCAUCUACACCUCCAAUCCCACCAUCACUGAUCCCGCAAGGUCACCAGAAAAGAAGCCCGUUAAAUUUCUCAACACCAAACCCCACAUUUGUAACCGUCUACGCCGGCGCUUUGCCUAAUACCCAAGUGUUUGUCCUACACAAAAGUGCUAUAACGCAUUACUCACCAGUCUUUGCCAAAAUACUCUCCUCCGCCCUCCCUUCAAAUCCAACAAACGUUGCCAAUGCUGCAACCACAACCCGGAUUCUGGCCACGAGCCAAGCUCCAAAAGCAGCUACUGCAGACCCAGGUUCUAUUCCAAGCCGAAAUUCGAGCACAAUCCUUUCCACCCCAAUCACCCUCUCCACAACUCAGAUUACCAUGGAGGCAAUCCACCUCCCAACCGUCUCUGCCUCUGUCUUCGGUCUCUUCACAAAUUGGCUCUACUUUCAAGAACUCCCACCCCCCACUCCGCCGGAUCAGCUUCCAGAUCCCCUGGAAUUAACUGAGCUCUGGAUUUUCGGAUCGACAUAUCUGAUUCCCAGCCUGCAGAAUACGGCCAUUCUUCCUCUCAUUUAUCUCCUCUCUCACCACGAUCUUAUUUUCGGGAACCUUGAAGGAUUAGGAGACUUUCGAAUGAGCAAGUUGAAGACAUUUUGCGAUUUGGCGUAUUCCGAGAGCAUAGUGAUAGGGAGGGAUGAGGUUCAACGUGGGGAUCGGAAGAGGCAGCUAAAGCAGUUGGCGGUAGAUUCAGUAUUGAGAUACAUUGCUAAGGGAAUAGCUGUCGCCGACUGGGUGCCCGAUUUCCCUAAGGCUAUGGUGGUGGAUUUCACGACUGAGAUGGUGAGGUGUGUUGAAGGGUUGCCUAAACUGGCCAAGGGAGUGAUUGGUAGUAGAGACAAGAGUUAUCUAGUCGGUGUUAAUGAGGAGAAAGGGGAUGCUUUGAGGCCGCAGAGUGGCCAGCAGGCAGAGCAAGCGAGGAAUAGGAACACUUCAGCUGAUGGUGGUGAUAUGGCGAUGAAUAAGGAAGGCGAGCGAAGCCAAACAAGAAAUAUAAGUAGAAAGCACUCGGAUAAUAGGGCAGACGAGAGGAGAGAGGAUUCGAGCGCCAUGGGAACGGGAAAUCCUGACAAGCUCCAGGCAGGGUCGUCGGGGACGCAGAAGGACGAGCGAAAUGCAGUUGCAAAGCAACAAAACGCUGAAGUUUGA